Molecule: messenger RNA, 2330 nt
Organism: Orussus abietinus
Lineage: Eukaryota; Metazoa; Arthropoda; Insecta; Hymenoptera; Orussidae
Gene: Cdc6
Product: cell division control protein 6 homolog
Exons: 4
Coding region: 402-2051 (549 amino acids)
Biological process (GO): DNA replication initiation; mitotic DNA replication checkpoint signaling; cell division
Cellular component (GO): nucleus
Molecular function (GO): DNA replication origin binding; ATP hydrolysis activity
Source: RefSeq, a predicted model, not a curated record
GGUUGGUUCGCGUCGUCGUUUCUACGUUUUCCCACGAAUUAAAUGGCCUUCCCGCGAAAAAGAGCGCGUUGCAUCUACGUCAGACAUGGGGGAUGUUAAGGAGAAAAUCGGAAUAGAACGCAACAGGGUGUAAAGUGUGCACUCUCAUUAGACUUCGAAACGAAGAACGUGUUCGAUUUUAUUCGUCGGAAAAUGUGCGGAAGAUUCUGACAAACGUAUUUACGUGCACGCCUUUUGAAUUUUGGUUAGGAAUAACUGCUAAUUAAUGGGAAAAUAAGGCCUUUUUGGGCUGAAUUAUAUUUGAAGCAAUUAGAAGAAUCACGACUGAAUUCUCACGCUUCAGAGAAGCAAACUGAGGAUUACUGAAUUUUAUAUACCCGAUAUUUAUUAGUGACGACACAAUGAGUGUACAGACUACGAUACCUUUUAGUAUUAGAAAGAAAUGCUCCUUUUAUGGAGUCAAGGAGAAUACUCCCAAGCAGGACUUUACAAAUGCCACUCUUAAAGGCGUUCCAAGUGUUAGAUAUACUCCGACUGUGAAGAAAUUGAUGACUCUAAGUAGUAGCGAGUCCGAAACUGAUUCCGAUAUUGAGAAUUCCACUCUGGAAGAAAACUCGAGGAGUGUUAAGAAAAUGAUCGUUGGAACGCCGAGGCGAACACGGAAGGCAAGCAAUUCGGAUGAUGAACAUGGGUCUACGCCUCCAAAACUAAAGAAAGAAGAAAAGGAUUCGGCUCCUGUUACACCAUCAACGCUUUUCAAUCGCCUUAAUUUGUUAGCAUCACCAGAAAGCAGCGAGAGAAAGGCUCCUAAAAGAUUAUUCUCCUCGGAUAAGUAUCGUUCUGCUAGAAAAGCUUUACAUAGUUCAACCCCAGAAAGUUUACCGGGAAGAGAAUCGGAAUUGGCUCAAUUGCGUAAGUUUAUAGAUGAGCAUUUGAAAAAUGAAACUUCUGGAUCCCUUUACAUUUCUGGGCCACCUGGUACUGGAAAAACUGCAUGUUUAUCGAAAACCAUGCUCCUACCAGAAUUUAAAACAGCUAUUAAAACAAUUUACGUUAACUGCACUGCUAUGAAGACAGCUGCCACUAUUUAUGGUAAAAUCAUACAAGAACUCGGCUUCCCAGCACUAAAGUCAGGAAAAAACAGUAAAGCGGUAAUAGAGAAAUAUCUGGCAUCUAAUCAUAAGAUGUUACUACUCGUACUUGACGAAAUAGAUCAAUUGGACAGCAAGAAACAAUCGGUGCUCUACUCAAUAUUUGAGUGGCCCUCAAAGCCAAAUUCAAAGUUGAUUUUAAUUGGCAUUGCCAAUGCUCUGGAUCUUACGUAUAGAACAUUGCCAAGGUUACAUGGACGAUGUGAAUUAAAACCAAAAUUGAUGAAUUUCACGCCCUAUUCCAAACAAGACAUAAUCAACAUUAUAUCCGAAAGACUUAAAGAAGCCGGGGUGGCUGACGUGUUCACCAGUACCGCAAUGCAACUUUUAGCAGCAAAGGUAGCUGCUGUUUCCGGAGACAUCAGAAGAGCUUUAGAUGUAAGCAGAAGAGUCGUCGAACUUGCAGAGGACCACAAAAUGAUACAAGUUCUGCAGCCUACUAACGAUAAUGAGUCAAACACAGGUAGUCCCAAAAAGCAACAACCACCGCUAAUGGAAGCUUCGGUUGGCUUAAAGGAAGUCAUGACAGUAUUAAAUGGGGUCUAUGGUGGUUCUCAAAACGUUGACACGGUUGAAAGUACAUUUCCUCUACAGCAAAAGUUGCUGUUGUGUUCUCUUAUGCUCAUCCUCAACAAAAGUCACUGUAAAGAUGUUACCGUUGGCAAGUUGCACGAAGUAUAUAAAAAAGUCUGCCAAAAGCGCAAUAUACAUACUGUGGAUAUCUCCGAGUUCGUGAGCUUGUGUUCCCUUAUUGAGACCAGGGGAGUGUUACGACUGAUUAAGAAAAAAGAUGCUCGGCUUUACAAAAUUCAACUUCAGUGGGACCAGGAUGAAAUGGAAGCUGCUUUGCAAAAUAAAGUUAUGAUGGCUGAAAUCAUAAAUGACGUCAGUUGUUUGUAACAAAACUUGAAUAUUUUAUAGUAUUUAGUGAAAAAUCUACAGUAUUCGUUAAAUUAUUGAUUUGUAUACAUGAAUUAAUUUAAUUUUGUCCAUUGUGUCUAUUUGACAUGAUGUCUACAAAAUUCAUUGACAAUGGAGCAUUACCACUUGCCAGUGUUAACAUGUAUCAUAUACUGCUUCAACACUGUAACUUAUGUAAUUCAUUUUGUUGGAAUGUAUGUUGCCUGUUUCCCGUUAUACGUAAAAAAUAAAUUUUCAGAAACAUUACCUCGAACUUCA